Molecule: messenger RNA, 5344 nt
Organism: Trachemys scripta elegans
Lineage: Eukaryota; Metazoa; Chordata; Testudines; Emydidae
Product: von Willebrand factor A domain-containing protein 5A-like
Exons: 15
Coding region: 1-1998 (665 amino acids)
Source: RefSeq, a predicted model, not a curated record
AUGACAUCACCACUUGGCCUCUGUCCUCCACCAUCUCAACACCUGCAAGAUCGUCUGGAAGACAACGACUUUGAACUGGAGAAGAUUGGUCCCAGGCUGGGAAGAGUCUCCACCCUGUGUAUAGAGAACUGGUGGAACGGGGAGGACGUCACCCAGGGGAUCCCGCGGGUCCCCCAGGGGAAGCUGCCCUACACCCUGAGCCUGAGUGCCACGCUGCAGUCGCCCCACGGCAUCGACCGCGUGUUCUCCAACUGCCCCCUCACCCCCCUGAGCUAUACGGCCAGGAACCGAACCACUGCCCAGGUGUCGCUGGCCCAGGCCCCACCAUGGGACCGGGACGUGGAGCUGCUGGUCUAUUAUGUGGAGCCACACAAACCCAGCGCAGUGCUGGAGGCCGGGCUGCCUGGAGCCAAGCCAGGCUCCCUGAUGGGCGACCCGGCCGUGAUGGUGACCCUGCUGCCCAGCGUGCCCGAGGCGUUGCCAGCCCAGAGCCGGGCCGGGGAGUUCAUCUUCCUGCUGGACCGCUCCGGCAGCAUGGCGUGCCCCAUGGACGGCAGAGUCCGCUCCCGCCAGCGCAUCAACAUCGCCAAGGAGACCCUGGUCCUGCUGUUGAAGAGUUUGCCUCUGGGCUGUUAUUUCAACAUCUACGGCUUUGGGUCUGAGUUUGAGUCCUUCUACCCGCAGAGCGUGGAAUAUACCCAGCAGACCAUGUCCGAGUCCCUGCAGCGCAUCCAGCUGCUCCAGGCUAACCUGGGGGGCACCAAAAUCUUGGAGCCACUACAAGCCAUUUACCGCAGCCCCUGCCGGGACGGCCACCCACGCCAGCUGUUUGUGUUUACGGAUGGGGAGGUAGGGAACACCCAGGAUAUCAUCGCAGAGGUGCAGCGUCACCGGGGGACCCACAGGUGCUUCUCCUUCGGCAUCGGGGCCGGGGCCUCCACAGCUCUGAUCAAAGGCAUCGCCCGGGCAGCAGAGGGCAGCGCCGAGUUCAUCACUAGUCAGGACCGCAUGCAGCCCAAGGUGCUGCAGUCUCUGAAGCGGGCCCUGCAACCGGCGGUGACCGGGAUCUUGCUGAGCUGGGAUCUGCCCCCUGGGAUGCAGGCGGAGCUGCUGCGCCGUGGCCCCGAGGUGAUCUUCGGUGGGCAGCGGUGCCUCGUCUACGCCCAGCUCCGCGGGCAGCCCCAGCCCCCAGACACUCCCAUGGGGGGUGUCACCCUGCAGUACCGCAUCCAGGACCAGACCUACAAGGAGACGCUGCAGUUCCCCCUGCAGCCACAGGAUGGAGACAGGCUGCCCGUUCACCGGCUGGCAGCCAAGUCGCUGCUGCUGGAGCUGGAGGGGACCAUGGGGGCCGGGUCAGAGGGGGACCGGCACCGGGCACUGGAGGCCAGCCUAAGCUCGGGGGUCAUCUGCUCCCUCACGGCUUACGUGGGGGUGGACACGGAGCGGGGGCAGCCGGUGCAGGGGCCGCUGGUGAGACGGGACGUCCCGCUGGCAGAUUUCAUCAUCGACUAUAUGGAGGUGAAUGACUGCGUCUCGAUAGGACAGGUCUCAGUAGACCAUAUUUGCGAGCGGCCGGCGAGCAUAGUGCGCAUAGACGAACCGAACCACCGCAGCAUCUUCGGGCGCCUGUCCCGUGCAUUGCAUGUGGCACGGCGGAAACCGGAGGAGUCUCCCUUGCUGAGGCUGGUGUCUCUGCAAAAUGCCGAUGGCUCGUGGGACCUGGACCCCCGGCUGGCUGCCGUGCUGGGGGUGAACGAGACCGACACCAGGAGGAUGAUACCCAGUGAGGACGUGACCCCCAGCGUCUGGGCCACGGUGCUGGCAGUGGUCUGGCUGCACACCCGGGCCGUGGGGCAGCGCGACGAGUGGGAGCUGCUGGAGGCCAAGGCUGUGGGCUGGGUGCGGGACCAAGCAGGGGCCCCGCUGAGCAAGUGCCUGGAAGCCGCCAACGCCCUGCUGGGCUGUAGCGUUAGCCCUGCUGUCUUCGGGCUCUGAGCCUCCCCGGGAUCCCCAUGCCCGCUCCCCAAACUACCCUGGGCAUUCAACCGGGAGCCCUGAGGGCCAACAGUGGGCACUGGAUGCAGACCCACAUGGCCGGCCUGUGCCCAACCCGGAGCAACCCCCCAGCUGGGAUCCCACCACUGCCACCAAUUUGGAUGCAUCUGCCUCCCGCUGGCUGAAGAGGAGCCAUGGCUGCCCCCCGGCUCCACCCCACACUGACCCACUGUUCAGUGACCCUCAUGCUGCUCACAGCCGCUGCCUCCUCUCAGCAUUGUGGGGGAGUCUUCGGGAUCGCCUGCGUCAAUGUUGCAAAUUUCUUUGCUUUUUCAAAAUGACUGAAGGGUCCCUCUAUAAACAGACCCUUUGCCCCACCCCAGAGGUGGCUGCACUGACCUCACCCUGCAUGAGCCAUCCAGUGUAAACCUAGUCACAUCUACGCGGAAUUCAGCUAUUGGACAGACAGACAGACCAACAGGAUCUUUGCUUGUCCAGACAUGACCUCAUUUUGUCAUAAUGGCAGAUUUCUCUUUGCUAGACAAUCCUGAACGCAAACAGGAGCGCAGUGAUUCACAUAAUUCUUCAUUUCCUCUCUGUCUAGGUCUGGACUAGAGCUGGUCAGACAUUUUCUAGCUGAACAGUGUUGUGUUGGCAAAUGCGAUUCCAUGGUGAAGGCUGAAAGGUGGAAGCAGGCAGCAGAUGGAGGAAGCUUGUGCCAUGCUGCAUGUUGUGAAUCUGUCCCCAUUCACCAGCUGCUGAAUUCUCUACCACAGAAGAAAUGCUUAAAAACCUGAUUAUCCAUCUUGACGGUUAAUGCUCAUGCUGUGUCCAUCCUGGGCAGCACCGGGCCCUCCUCAGGACAUCCUGGGACUCAAGCAAAUGAUGAAAGACAUCAGCUGGUUUAUUCCCUGGAAAGAAAGUGCUAUUUUUAUCAAGAAACUGCAGGAACAUAACGAAGAAGCAAACAGUUUUCCCACUUCAUGUUAACCAGCACUGACCCCCUUGGAACAGCUUUCACCCUAUGACUCUAUGCUGGGUCUCAUCCCUAUUUCAGCCUUUCUGUGUCUGAGAAGGCAACUCAACAAAUUCAAUUUACAGCACCUGGAGUCCAAUCACAGCUACCUGCCCCGCAUUCCGCAGAGACUCUAGGGAAGGAUUAAGAUACCAGGUAAUUGAUUAAUUGCCUUAAGCCCUGACGGAAUGCCGCCCUGGGACUGAGAUUUCCCCAAAGGCCAGAUGGAAUUCGGAGAUCCUAAUUCUCACUUCCCGCUAUGAAUAGUGGAACUUCGAUACCAGCGGUGAUAUCCUGGUCCCAUUGAAAUCAAAGGGUGUUUUGUCUUCGACUUCAGCAGGCACAGAAUUUCAGCCCAUAUUACUAGGCUUUUGCAAAUUUAACCCUGUGGCUGGGAUUUUGGAAGACGUGGUUGAGGCACCCAGUUCCAGGGGAUUUGGCCUCUUUGAAAAUUCCAACCUACUAUCCUGUUCCAAACCCACUGAAGUCAGAGAAAAGGCUCUUUCAGAGAGAGCUGGGGAACCAGCUUCCAUUGAAAACUCCAGCCGGAGUGAGUCUUUCCAAUGGUCUUCAGAUAAACUCCGUUGGUAGAAGCUGAUUGCCUAGCUCCCUUCGGCGCCUUUGGAUAUCCCAGUUUCCAGCUGACUCCAGUGGACUUUGAAGCAGGCCCAGUAUGGAUACCUGAGCCUUUAGCUAGAUAGAAAAUCCACACACAGAAUAACAAAAUCAUAUGAUCGUCUGUACUCACAGGUAUGUGGCCAUAAACAGCCUCACGUACUAUAGCCCACCCAGUAAUGUAUGAACCCUCCAGCCUGUAAUGUCCUGUCCGUGCCCAUCUGUUCCCAUCUAGUCCUGGGUCCUAGGUUCUCUCCUUGGUUCUGGCUGGGCUUUGCAUGCUAGCGACUAGAGCAGGGGACUGGCCCAUUGCGUUCCCGGGUUCUGUUUUGGUUCCUGGAGGCAAAUGUGGCCUAGAGGGUCAAGCAGGGGGGACUGGGACUCAGGACUGCGGUAAAAGUGUCACAAAGAAACCAUAAUAAAGACAAUUAACAGAUGUAAACACACUGAGCAUAGCAGGUGUCACCCAUCGGUCUUACAGGGCCCCAGCAGGUCAGAGUCUUUCCAGUCUUCUGCCAGCCCAGAAGGUCCUGUCCAUUCGAUGGGUCCAAGUCAGUUCAAACUCAUCCUUUCAGAGCAAAAGUCCUUUCUUUGUUUCCUGGUUUCUGGAAAAGCCAGCCUGACCCAGUCUGCAAACACCCUCUUCUCCCCCCACCCCCCUGAGGGGUGGAACUUCUCUGGAGUGGAUCAGUCUCCGGGGGAGGGGGGGAGGGGGGAGGGGGAAGGUCUACACUGCAUUAUAAACCCGGGCUUGUGGACUCGGUGUUUCCAAGUCCGUGCUUGAGUGUCCACAUUGCAUUGGAAGCCUGAGUUUACAAUGCUGGACCUGGGUCUCUCAGCCUCGUUAACAUGUCCAUACUGCACUGUGCAGACCUUCUGACUUGGGUCUGCGGAUUGACCCGCGUCCACACUGCACAAUGACAGGGCUUGGACCAGAGUCUCAGCAAGACUUGGGCUCUGACCCAUCCCCCUAGCAGCAUACUAGGACCCAGGCCCAGAGUGUUUGCUCCACUGAGUCAGACUGACCUGUGUGCAUGCAGAAAGGGGCCUUGGGCUCAGACGUGAGUCAGAGCCCGGGCAUAGGGUGCAGUGUAGACAUAGAUGGUGAGUUGCUUUGCUUUACUCCCCCCCGCCCCAUUUUUGGUUCCUGGAGGAGCUGGUGUAACCCUCCCCCCCUGGAGUUAUGUACAAUUCCUGGCCCACAGCGAUACAUAAACUUAAUACAGUGUGGACCCCAAAAUAUUGAUGGGGUGCGAUAUCUAAGACUGGCCUGCAGAGAGCAUCCCAGUGAUGCACUGGAUUGGGGAACAUGGGUGCUGGGUUCAAUUCUCAGCUCUAUCACCGAAUCAUAGCGUGACCUUGGGUAAGUCACUUCAUUGCUUUGUGCCUCCGUUUCCCCUUUGGAAAAUAGGGAUGAUGAUGAUGAUGAUAAUCCCACUUCCAGAGGUGCUAUGAGAAUAACUCGAAAAGUACUUGGGAGUCAAAUACAACAGUGCUGGGUGCGGUAUAAUACCUAGAUACAUGAAGAGUAACAUCUUGGUCAGUUACUGAACCAGAAAUAGUUAUGAACAAGAAACUUCACUUAUCAAAUGUAUAUUUCACAACUCCUCUUGGAAUAAAUAAUUUAAUCUUUGAGUCAGCUAGAGUAAACCUAGACCAUCCCUGACAGGUGUUUGUCCAACCUGGUUUUAAAAACCUCCAGUGAUGGGGAUUCCA